This is a messenger RNA of Chenopodium quinoa (quinoa), 1942 nucleotides long. RefSeq lists its product as uncharacterized. The coding region runs from base 259 to 1542 and encodes 427 amino acids. The transcript has a single exon. Gene Ontology annotation, molecular function: protein binding. The record is from RefSeq and is a predicted model, not a curated record. Lineage: Eukaryota; Viridiplantae; Streptophyta; Magnoliopsida; Caryophyllales; Amaranthaceae.
AUUUGGUUUAAAAUGAAAUCAGCUCCAAAAUUAGGCAAAACCGCUAAAAAAACACAAGAAUCUUCUGAUGAUGCGUCUGUGACAAACUCAUCCAUCACCGAACGUGUAACCCAGUCAUCUCCCUCCCUCCUUCCCCCGUUAUUUGACAAACAUUCUCUCUCUCCUCACUUAGUUCCAGUUUUUUAGAGAGAUAAAAUCAGAUUGUAUUUCCUGAUCAAAUCCCGAGUUCUUCUUCUUCUUCAUCUUCAAGCUUCAACAAUGGAGAUGGACUCGGGGGCUGACUCAGUGAGUUCAACACCGCGUUCAGUCCACCAUAAACACCUUCUUUCCGACGACAAAUCGGUGGUUCGACUCAUGGUUAGCUUCGGCGGCAAAAUCCUCCCUCGUCCUCACGACAAUCAGCUCCGUUACGUCGGUGGUGAUACUCGUAUCGUCGCCAUUAAUCGCACCUCAACUUUCUCUCUCCUACUUUCCAAGCUCUCGAAGCUUCUUUCAUCCCCUCAAAACAACACCACCACCAACAACUCAUCCUCUUCCUCCAUCUCCGCCGUUAACGCAACCGCCGCCGUCGACUUCACCGUCAAAUACCAGCUUCCCAACGAAGAACUCGACGCUUUGAUUACAGUUUCGACGGACGAAGACGUCGAAAAUAUGAUGGAGGAAUUCGACAGAUUAUCUUCCUCCUCUACGAAUAAGAUCCCGCGGUUGCGGCUUUUUCUGUUUCCGGAUACGAAUGAAGGAGGAGUUUCUAGAACUUCGAGUAUUGUGUCGCUUCUAGAUGGUUCUAGGAAGAGGGAGAAUUGGUUUCUCGACGCUUUGAACGGCGGUUCUACUGGCGGCGGAUUGGAAAGAGGAAGAUCAGAAGCGUCGUCGAUUAUUUCGGAAGUUCCAGAUUAUUUAUUCGGGUUAGAAAGCUCGGAUGAACCACCUCAACCUCCUGCAAGAUUCAGGAACCGGUCCGGGUUAGCUGACCCGAACCCCGGUUCAGCCCCUGGUUCACCGGCUUUCGGUUCGGCGUCUUCUGCACCGUCUAUGCCUAAUCUUCCGCCAGUCAAGACUAAACCGGAGAAAACGAAUUUGCAUUCGGUUGAUGAUGGAGGUGAAUCGGUUCAUGUGAGCGGUCCGGUUUGGAGUCAGAAUGUUAACCCGAGUUCACCUUAUCCGGCUCAUGCGGUUCAGCAGCAGCAGCAGCCUGUACCGGUUUAUUAUGUUCAGGCACCCGGGUCUGGGCCGGGUAUGAUUCCUCAUAGGAAUGUGGUUCCGGUUUCGGUUCCAAUCCAAGGGCAGUAUAUGGCUCAAUAUGGGCCGGGUCCGGUUCAGGUUCCAGUUGGGUAUCCGGGUCCGGGUCAUGGUCAGAAUCCGGGUCAAAUGUAUGAGAUGCAAAUGCAGGGGAAUAUGAUCCAAAGUCAAGGUUUGAGUGGGAUGAAUCAGCCUGUCUAUUAUGGGGUGAAUAAUGGUGGUAUGGUUGCUACUUAUCCGGGUACGAAUAUGCCUAUACAUGGAGAUGAUGAUGGAUCAAAGGGCCGAACUUAUCAAAGUUGAAAUACUUCAUCGGUUUCAAAAUAAUUAGUAAUGCUACAAUUAAAUCCAGACGAACGUAUAGAUUAUUUCAAAGAGAGUUGUCAAUUAUAAUUUGCUAUAGUAGUUCAUAAAAAAAGCUUCAUCAUACUCCGUAGUAUGAAACGGUGUCUAGUAAAAGUGUGCAGCAAUCUUGUUUUUGCUUAUUUUUGUUGAUUUUUGGCUAAGCAUGUUGUUUUUGGUGAAAUUAUGGUUCUUCAAUGUGAAGAUUAAAAAGAAAGGAGAAAUAUCAUUAUUAUUAUAUAUAUUUUGUAAAUAGAAAAGAAAUUUGGUGAAGGUUUACUAAUUGUAAAGAAUUUUGGGAUCAUUUCAUUGUUAAUUUUGGGGAAAUAAAGUGGAAAGCUAAAAAGUGUUGUUGGUAUUA